GCAAUCGUUCCCAUCCCAAAUCGCGUUCGCAAUAGAUUCCUUUCUUGUACAUUGUUCAGACGUCACACAAUGGCAACCUCAUCUCCCAGCCUAGCGACCUACCACCCUCUCCAACGCCUCGCAUCUCCCUCCCGAGGCGUGUCAGCCGUGAUCCAUCUUAUGGGCAUCGUCUCCUUCACCCUCUCCUACAAAUACCUCAUCGACUUCCCAACGCAUAUCAACGACUCCUAUGGCUGGCACUGGCAACACCUGACGAUCCUUGGCCUCACCGUCGCGUACGCAACCUUCGUAGUCGGCUUGCUCGCCGACUUGACACUCUCCCCCAAGUUCUUCUUGAUCAAGAACACGCUUUCACUCUGCAGCGCGCCGCUGGAAGUCUUGAUCAGUAUCUUGUAUUGGGGACUAUGUGCGAUUGAUAGGGGCUUGGUCGUUCCGCCCGAGAUCCAUCUUGCUCCACUGGCAGAUGUUGGCUUCCAUGCUGCGCCGUCGAUAUUAUUGGUGAUCGAUUUAUUGUUUCUGAGCCCGCCGUGGACGAUAAAUGCGCUGCCCGCCAUGGGAUUGAGUUCCGCGAUCGCGGUGGCAUAUUGGGCUUGGGUGGAGCAAUGUUACAAGCAUAACGGAUUUUACCCUUAUCCUUUGUUUGAGGUUUUAGAUACGCCUAGAAGGAUUUUACUGUUUGCGGGUGCGGCUGCUAUGAUGACUGGGAGCACGAUUAUGCUUCGAUGGCUUUAUAGGAAGGUCAAUCGCUUGUCAGCUAGAGAAAAGAGAAGUGUGCCAGGGAAUGUGAAGGGUGAAUAGAUGCAUGUGGGUGUUAGACUUAGAGAACUAGAAAACACAAAUCCCGUUCCCGCAUAAAGAACAUCUCGCC
This is a messenger RNA of Hyaloscypha bicolor E, 868 nucleotides long. RefSeq names its product integral membrane protein-like protein. The coding region runs from base 70 to 798 and encodes 242 amino acids. Lineage: Eukaryota; Fungi; Ascomycota; Leotiomycetes; Helotiales; Hyaloscyphaceae. The record is from RefSeq and is a predicted model, not a curated record. The transcript has 2 exons. Gene Ontology annotation, cellular component: membrane; endomembrane system.